Molecule: messenger RNA, 438 nt
Organism: Adineta ricciae
Lineage: Eukaryota; Metazoa; Rotifera; Eurotatoria; Adinetida; Adinetidae
Source: the annotation of a GenBank genome assembly
AUGCUUCGUAUCGAUGAAGAAGGUUUACACGAUACCGAGGAAACGACAGUUGAUCAAUUUCCUUCUGUUGUUCGACCACCUCCGGAGUACAACGAUUGUGAUCUCGGUAACACCACCAACGUUUGCUCACGCAAACAAACCAGCGUCCAGACUGAACAUACUAAAUAUCAUCUAACGAAUCGAUCGGCGUCUUUACCGUCUCGUCAGUCAUCGUCUCCGCCGAGUAUAAACACUGAAGAAAACAUUAAACAACGUCGACGAUAUGCUAGUGAUUCCUGCAAUAACAAUAAACAUCUAACAGCUUCAAUCGUAACUUCGUUUCUUCAAUACUUACGAAGUGAAUUAAGAGCGACAACACACGAUCAAAUAAAUGAUUACGAACGAAUUAAAACAAUGGUAAAACUGCUCAAUUCUCUCUCUGUCUCUUUCUUUUACUAA